Messenger RNA from Zygosaccharomyces rouxii, 1206 nucleotides. It is a transcript of the gene SHP1, whose product is annotated as protein phosphatase regulator SHP1. The record is from RefSeq and is a predicted model, not a curated record. Bases 1 to 1206 code for a protein of 401 amino acids. Gene Ontology annotation, biological process: Golgi organization; membrane fusion; proteasome-mediated ubiquitin-dependent protein catabolic process. The transcript has a single exon. Gene Ontology annotation, molecular function: ubiquitin binding. Lineage: Eukaryota; Fungi; Ascomycota; Saccharomycetes; Saccharomycetales; Saccharomycetaceae. Gene Ontology annotation, cellular component: cytosol; nucleus.
AUGUCCGGUGUUCCUGAUGAGAAUAUCCAACAAUUUAUGGCAUUAGCCAAUUGUCCCUUCAAUACUGCUCAAGAAUAUUUGCAAGAGUUUGGUGACCUAGGUGAAGCCUUAAAUGCUUACUAUGCAGCUGAAGCUGAUUCAGAAGGUGGUAAAAGGGCCAAAGCAAGUGACUUAAGUGGUAAUCCACCCACAUAUGAAUCUGCAACCAGUUCACAACAUCGCCCAUCAAGUCAAGGACAACAGGAGAGUUUAUCGAGACCAUCGUCAUCAUCACCAGUCGGCCAAAAGAAAGAGAAGCCAAAAUUCAUGUCCUUUUCAGAUAUGGUUAAAGACCAGGGAGAUGAUAAUGAAGAUGAUGAAAAUAGAAAUACGUUUGCAGGUGGUGAAACUUCAGGACUAGAAGUCGCGGAUCCCAACGAUCCUAAUUCCUUAAUCAAGGAUUUGUUGGAAAAGGCUAAAAAGGGAGGUCAGCAAGUUGAGCAGGAAUCAGAUGCUGAACAACCUAAACCUAAACCAAAGAAUUUUACAGGUAAGGGCUACAGAUUGGGAUCUAUUGUGGAUGCACCAAACCAAGUGGUAGAAAACAUCCCCAAAGAAAGUGCACCAGAAAAACCCAGAAAAGUUACCAGAACAAUUACAUUUUGGAGAGAAGGUUUCCAAGUGGGAGAGGGUCCAUUGUAUCGAUACGAUGACCCUGCUAAUAGCUUCUAUCUGAAUGAAUUAAAUCAAGGUAGAGCUCCAUUGAAGUUGUUAGAUGUGGAAUUUGGCCAAGAAGUGGAUGUCAACGUUUAUAAAAAAUUAGAUGAAUCCUAUAAGCCACCCAAGAGGAAAUUGGGUGGAUUCCAAGGUCAGGGACAAAGGCUGGGAUCACCAGUGCCAGGUGAUUCCAACGCUUCCAGUGUAGAACCUGUAAAGAUUCCUGAAUCUCCAGCGGAAACAAAAGAAGAGAAAGAUACACACAAGUCAGAUUCACCAAGGGGCGAUUCUUCAGUACAAAUUAGAUAUGCCAAUGGUAAGAGAGAAGUGCUCCGUUGCAACUCUACGGAUACCGUUCAGUUCCUUUACGACCACGUGCGGAGCAACACUACAGAUUCAAGAGCCUUUAGUCUAAACCACGCAUUCCCAGUGAAACCUAUAGAAGAAUAUCAAUCUACUUUGAAAGAUGCUGGUUUGGUCAAUGCAGUUGUAGUCCAGAGGUGGGUUUAG